UGUCGCAUUUCAGCAUCUGGUUUUCAUAGUCAAUACAGGAUGUUGUCGAAGUGCAAUAAAGCAAAAGUACUUUAGAAUGAAACUGAAUUGGUCUGGACACUUUUUGUUGAGGUGAGAACAGCUGUUUGUCUUUUUUUUUUUUUUUUUUUUUUGGGAGGUUUUCUUUUUUUUUCUUCUUUUCUUUUUUUUUGGGAGGCAAAGAGCGGCAGUCCAGUCCACAAGAAAACUGCUGUCUCAGUCUCAGGAAGGUGCACAUCUUCACACUUGCACAUGUGGGACUGCUGCAUACACCAAAAUGAUCUGGAUCACUUUAUUUCUGCAUCUUCUAGCAUCAUCAGCUGUGAAUAUGAGCAGUACUCAUCGCAAUGAUCCUGCUAUAUUGACUGGUGAAUCUGAGGACGGCCAAAAAGAGCAUUAUCACAGAGACGCAGACGCAGACAAAUGCACUAUGCCAUGUGAAAUGACUGCAAAGCUAAUGCGUGAUGAGAAACAUUCCUUGUGCAGUAACCUCCAGCAUACCAUAGUGUCAUAUACCAGAAACACUAGGAAGUUGAUCAGAGAUCUCAUUGAUGAACAGCAGAAAGCUUCGGAAUUUCUCUCAAGUCAGAUAAUCGAGCUCAUGGCCAAAGUAAACACACUCAGUUCAGAUGUGCAGAGAAGCAACAGCGACUUUUCCGUAAAACCCAUGGAGUCCCACGGUAAAGAUUGCAGUGACAUCCAAGAGACUCUAGGUGUCGUUUCUCCAAAAAUCCCUAGUGGAAUUUAUAUAAUUCAGCCAGAAAACACAGAUGUUUCCUUUGAGGUGUUCUGUGAGAUGGAUUACAUGGAGGGCGGAUGGACAGUGAUACAGAGAAGGACGGACGGCCUCACCGACUUCAAACGAAUGUGGUCACAGUACUUGGAUGGAUUUGGACACUUGCCAGGUGAACACUGGUUGGGUUUGAGAAAAAUCUUCAAUAUUGUCAAUCAGAGAAACACACGCUUCCAGCUGCAUGUGUCUCUGGUCUCUCAAGACGACACCACCGCCUAUGCUUCAUACGACAAUUUCUGGCUUGAGGACGAAACCAAAUUCUUUGCAAUUCACCUCGGCAGAUAUGCUGGUAGCGCAGGUGAUGCUUUUCGAGGGUAUUCCCAAGAGCAGAAUCAAGACACGGCCCCUUUCAGUACCUCUGACGUUGACAACGACGGUUGUUCUCCAUUCUGCACUUUUGCUAAUAAAGCCGUUGAGAGCUGCAGUGUGAACCAGAACAACACAGGAUGGUGGUUUAACCAGUGUGGCAAGGCAAAUCUGAAUGGCUCACCGCUGGACCAAGAUCUCUCGACCCAGCCACAUAUCCACUGGGACACCUGGACCAAAAAUGGCACGAUUGUCAAAAUCAAAUCAGUGACUAUGAAGAUCAGAAGAGCUGAGAUCCCGAAUUUAAAAUAAGGCCCUGAAGCUUCUGAAGCUUUUGCAUUGAAGUAGAACAACAUUUUAUUUAGAGUCACUAAAAACUUGCACUUAAGAGCUGUGAGCUUUUCUAAAAAGCAUUUUGUAAGAAUAAACCUUUUGGCAUUGUGA
Puntigrus tetrazona (Sumatra barb) is the source of this 1561-nucleotide messenger RNA. RefSeq names its product angiopoietin-like 5 (gene angptl5). The record is from RefSeq and is a predicted model, not a curated record. The coding region runs from base 296 to 1429 and encodes 377 amino acids. NCBI's taxonomy places the organism in Eukaryota, Metazoa, Chordata, Actinopteri, Cypriniformes, Cyprinidae. The transcript is spliced from 8 exons.